GUUGUAUUCAUUUGCAAAACCAGAAGGCUCAGUUCCCUCGUCAAGCAGCCAAUCAGAGUCAUCUAUAUUAGCCUGAUUGGAAAUAGCUGCGCUGUAUCUGUGACUGUCUGUGUGGAUUAGACUGGAAAGAGAGAGAUUUGUUCCACUGGUACCAAUCAGUCAACCGGCCAGAGCCUUCAGGAGGACAGGGAUGAUCUCACAGGCUGCAGUUACAUAACACUCACAAGGAGGGAGAGGGAGUUAACUAGACUUCUGCUUUAUUCUUGAACUCACUAUUUGUUAUUUCUAAUCUAUGCUUCAGUAGUGAUUGGACUUGGUCAGUAUUUGUUUUUGAUUAGGUAUGCUGGUGGCAAUCAUGAAGCUAGGAGAGAGAGAGACGAACCAAAACCUGCUCUCAAAUUAGUAUAAUGCUUUUUUCCUCAACACCCUGACAGAGAUGAAUCACUCAAUGAGUAUACAUUGCCUCUAAUCUAAGCUUAUUCGUUUAGAUUUACUGAUAGUUAACAGUGUCUGGGUCUGAGCUAAUAUGGGACAGAAAGAGAUAAACUGAAUACACUGUCAACACAUCACGACUCUAAAAAUGAGAGCUCAUUAAAUCACAAACAAGAGGUGUAUUACUUCCAUAUCAACCAGAUAAUAGACGAAAUCCGCUUUACUUUUAUGGUAAAAAAAAACAACAACAAACAGAUUAGCAAACAAGCAAAAGACUUUUUGUGAACAAUCGCGUGCUGUGCGCAGUUACGCACGAUGCAAGGGACUGCGGAGGAUAGCGACAAUGAAAGGAGCGGUGCCGUCGUGCGUUCAGGCGCUUUCGUUUGUAUAUGUUUGUCCUAGAAGAUGACAGAGCUCCGUGACUGACUGUCCUGCUGUAGUGGAGUCAAGCAGCAAAUGGAGCCUGAGAGCAGAAACAGAUGUCAGAGCAGCCUCGUUUGUGACGGAUUGCAUCAUAAACGACCCAAAUUCCAGCUUCUAGGAAAGGUGAUUCAUGAAGGAGAAACCACCUUAGGUUAGACAUAUUUUCUCCCUCAUUGCUCCUUGUGGUUCAGAUACGUCACCGGAAGGAUGAAUCAUUUUGAUUUAUUGGAAAAGUGAUUUUGUGAUUUGUUUGAGUCCUUACUUCUUCAAAGAGUUGUUUGAGGGUUCAGACUUGGUUACAGAGGACAGAGUAGGCUACAGAUCACAGUACAAGUGUGUGUGAUUGACAGAGAGAUUAGCCUUGGGAUGGCUAAUGGCUAAACUGUAGGACAAACACAUUCAUCUCAUGCUUCACCAAUGAUCGAAAGCUUCCAAUAUAGGGCUAUAAACAAGAUCUCCAGCGUUUUGAAGUUACAUUCCUGAAAUUUCUCAGAAGAAGAACUCAGAAGGCCGACCCGACAGAGAUCAUAUUCUUCAUCCCUCCAUCCCUUUUCUCUGACGGAGGAUAAAGUGUGUGUGUGUUUUUUUUUGAAGAGAAGAGACCCCAGUGUUUGCUUGGAUAUGGAUUUUCUACGUCUGAGAGAGAGACAGAGGGAGCUAAGCUGAGGUCAAGGCCUUCCUCCUCUCCCCCCCUGGAGUCACAUGUCAGCGUGAGGCACAACCCCCGGGUUGCUAUCGCUACACUGACCGACCUAAAUACUUGUAUACUCACUUGGAGAAGCAACACAGACUGAGUCACUCAGCUGGGAGUGGAAAUCGACAGAAGAGCUUCUUAUCAAGUGAAUUUGCUUUGUGAGCUGUUGACACUGCUCUGUUUCUCCUGCUGGUUUUAAUCAGACCUGAACCCAUAGAGGUCCUGUCCGAGCCAGUGAGUGCACGCAGGAGAAUUACCUUUCUCUCCGAUACAGAGAAGCACACGGAGUUUUCUCUGAAGAUACUGGAAACGCCUCACGUCGACCUGAAAGAAGCAGAAUGCCAGCAAAGACGCCAAUGUACUUAAAAACUACAACUCCCAAGAAGGGGAAGAAGCUGAAGCUGCGUGACGUCCUCUCAGGUGAUAUGAUCAGCCCCCCGCUGGGCGACGUACGUCACAGCGCCCACGUGGGGCCUGAAGGUGAGGGUGACAUGUUUGGAGACGUGGGUUUCCUCCAGGGCAAGAUGAACAUGCUGCCGUCCCUGAGUCGGACGCAGAACGGUCACUCACGCUCGUACAGCGUAGAGACGCGUCAGGAUGACGGCUUCGCCGCGAGACAGGACUCGCACAACUACUCCUACAACGGUUACCAUUAUCAGCAAACCUCUGCCGGCCUGCUGAAGACCACCAUCUCCAUGCCUGUGUUCAUCGCCCACGAACAGGCUCCACCCAAACCCCCACGCCUCCACCUGGACGACCCCUCCCCUCCCCAUCUGCCUUCCCAGCAAAACUCCUUCCUGCACCAUCAGCCGCCUACAGAGACGAGCCACAAACAGGCCAACGGCUACAACCACGCAGACAACCACAGCUCUCUGACGCUCUUUGAGAACGGCGUGGUGGGACGUUUGGCAUCAGAGCCCUGCCGCGACAUCUCCCUCUCGCCCUCCAUGCGUAGGCUCGUCCCCUCCUCCGGCUCCUUCUCGGAGGUCUCUUCUGAGGACUCCAUGUCAGAGACCUGCGGGCCCCCGGACGUUCGCCGGGGCCUCAGCCUGGACUCUGAUGCCGGCCUGAGCAACGAGGACCUGAGGAGUGAACGCAGCGAGUCGCCCUGCGCUACCUAUCAUCCAGCCGGUCUCACAGCUUCAUCCGGUGUGCCGCGGUCAGACUCUCUGGCGGGAUUAGACCUGGAUCUGGGACCAUCCAUCCUGGAGGAUGUCCUGAGUAUCAUGGACCGCUACAAGACUGAGGACAACCGCUGUGAGCUGUGAAGAACAGAAAGAUUAAUGUGAUGUACAGAUAUUUUUAUACAUUUAUUGUUUAUUGAAUCCUUUAAAACUUUGCAGAGAUGACGAAGGGACGGAGGAAACGGAGGGCGGAGAAAAUGUCUUUCUUAAGAAGACAGCUGAGUUUAAACGUCCUUGAAAGACUUAAGAAAGGCGACAGGCACGUGGACGUUGUUGUAAAGUGCCGGGAUGUUGCUGCCCGACUUGACAACAAGGCAACAGGCUGGUCCUUAGGAGCCUGAACAGAGCUCAGACUCAUAAACAUUCAAACUGUAAGAUAACAAAGAGGAGAACUGCAGCCACUUUGUUAUCACCAACCUUGGCAACACAUUCCCCGUUUCUUAGGACAAAAUACCAGACACUACCCACAUGGUUUCUAAUCUGACAUGCGCUCAGAGCUCUCUGCUCGUUAAUGGUUCACAGAUUACCAGCUGAGUCUGAUAUAAAUGUCUGUAGACUGACAUGGGAGACACCGACAACUGUGAACAGAAUCCAGGAGCAGCAGGAUUUAACCACAGCUACUAACUUCGGACAUCUCUGCAGCAGAGUUCAAAUUAUCCUAAACUGAACUGCAAAAAUACAUAGUUUUACGGUGAAGGUCAUGUUCUGUCCUAAUUCAUUCUGGCUGCCUGAAAUGUUUCAGAAGACUAAAUAUUAAUAUCUUCACUUGUUUACUGUGAUUCAACACCAGAUGAAAUGUGAAGAACUUCUUCUGUAACAGAUGAAGACGUAAGCUAAGAGCUAGCUCUACAUGUCCUCUGGUGUUGCUUUAAAGAACAGCAGCUCUGACAUUUCAGCCGCAGGUUUCUUUCUUCUGAUCAGAGGGAAACUUAUUCUUGUAGUUUAACUAAUAAAAAAGCUUUACGUGUAAGAAAGGUGUUGCUUUGUAGAUCAUUCUCAAAUACUGGUCUUUUAAAAACACUCUUUGUCCAUGUUGUGGCUCACUGUCGGCCUCCCUAACAUUCACUGUCUGCAUUAUCACAGUAGCCUAUUAUUCAAAUGUCAUUUAUGCUGUGUGUAUAUAUAUAAAUAAAAAUAUAUAUAUCACU
Messenger RNA from Micropterus salmoides (largemouth bass), 3881 nucleotides. RefSeq lists its product as uncharacterized. The transcript has 2 exons. NCBI's taxonomy places the organism in Eukaryota, Metazoa, Chordata, Actinopteri, Centrarchiformes, Centrarchidae. The record is from RefSeq and is a predicted model, not a curated record. Bases 1888 to 2817 code for a protein of 309 amino acids.